CCAGUUGAGGUGUGAGCAGCUGCGGGAGUCAGUUCCUUGUGGGGUCAGAGCUGGGCGCGGAUUCGCCGAGGCACCGAGGCACUCAGGAGGUGAGGGAGCGGCGGCAGCCAACAGGGGACCCCAGGCCGCCGGCCCAGAGCCGAGCCGAGCGUGCCUGCCUGUGUCCGUGCGUGUCGCGGGUAUACGUGUCCGCGGGUGUGUGCUGCGUUCACAGGUGUUUCUGCGGCAGGCGCCAUGUCAGAAGAGAUUGGGGAUGUCCGUCCGAACCCAUCCAGCAGCAAGGCCCGCCGCUGCCUCUUCGGCCCAGUGGACAGCGAGCAGCUGAGACGCGAUUGUGACGCGCUGAUGGCAGGCUGCAUCCAGGAGGCCCGUGAGCGAUGGAACUUCGACUUUGUCACCGAGACACCACUGGAGGGUGACUUCGCCUGGGAGCGUGUGCGGGGCCUUGGCCUGCCCAAGAUCUACCUUUCCAAAGGGCCCCUGGGAGGAGGCAGGCGGCCUGGCACCUCGCCUGCUCUGCUGCAGGGGACAGCGGAGGAAGACCACGUGGACCUGUCGCUGUCUUGCACCCUUAUGCCUCACUCAGGGGAGCGGCCUGAGGAGUCCCCAGGUGGACCUGGAGACUCUGAGGGUCGAAAACGGCGGCAGACUAGCAUGACAGAUUUCUACCACUCCAAACGCCGGCUGAUCUUCUCCAAGAGGAAGCCCUAAUCCGCCCAGUCCUGGAAACGCGAGGGCCUCUACACCUUCUGCCUUAGUCUUUCAGUGUGUGUGUCUUAAUUAUUAUUUGUGUUUUAAUUUAAACUCCUCCUCCUGUACAUACCCUGGCUGCCCCCUGUCCCCCAGCCUCUGGCAUUAGAAUUAUUUAAACAAAAACUAGGCAGUCGAGUAAUAGGUUCCUCGGAGUGCUGGGCAUUUGUAUUUGAUGAAAGACUAUUUAAAACCUUCUCAUCCGAUUUCUCCGUGUCCUCUCUCCUGGAGGUCGGGCGGGCUGGCUUCCCCCAGUUACUUCCUCCUCCCCACUUGUCUGCAGAGUGGCACGGCACCCCCUGGAGGGACGAGGCUGCCUCCCCUCGCUGUCACAGGGGGCUAUGAAAUUCACUCCCUUUCCUGGACACUCAGGCCUGGGUACCUUUUAAUUGGAGAAGUAAAGAGAUGGCACUUUGAAGGGGCCUUGCUGAGUGCGGGCAUCAUCAAAACCUGCCCUGCCCAGUCUUAGAGGAGGACCCUUGACCUCUAAGGUCGGGUAGGGUGACCCUGAAGUGAGUGUGGCCUAGGGCAGGGCUGGGGACCUGGUACCCUCCUGCUCUUGAUGCUCCCCUCUGUCCUGUGAAGGCAGGGGACCUCCCCGCCUGCCCUCAUGGCCCCUCUGACACGCACUGGGGAGCCGGCCUCAGUGUUGAGCCUUCUCCCUCUUUGGCUCCUCCUGUACUUUUUGAGGAGCCCCAGCUACCCCUCUUCUCCAGCAGGGCUCUGCAGUUCCCCUCUGCUGCUCUCCCACACCCCGUCCUUUCCCUCCAGUACCCCCUCAGCUCCACGUGGCUCUGAGGUGCCCAUCCCUACCCGCCCCCCCCCAGCUCAAUAGACUGGAAGGGGAAUGGACACACAGGAAGAAGGGCACCCUGGUUCUACUUCUGGCAGCUCAAGCAGCGACCGCCUCCUCUUUUAGCUCCGCGUGUGAGGGUCCUGUGUGGUGGCACAGUCCCCCUUGAGUGGGGAUCGCUGUAUGUUAGGGGUAUGUGAUGGGGGAGGGGAUCUUUCUAGAAGGGAGAUACCAGCCCCUCAAAUCGUCCAGCAACCUUUCCUGUCCAUGUCAUCCCUCCCCAGUUCAUUGCACUUUGAGUAGCAGCUGAACAAGGAGUCAGGCUUUUGUUUUUUUUUGAGAGAGAGAGAGUCUCAUACUGUCUCCUGGG
Molecule: messenger RNA, 1913 nt
Organism: Saimiri boliviensis boliviensis (Bolivian squirrel monkey)
Lineage: Eukaryota; Metazoa; Chordata; Mammalia; Primates; Cebidae
Source: RefSeq, a predicted model, not a curated record